AUGAAGGGAGAUUCGGACCCUAUUAGGCUAGAAUGUUCCUGUGAUAUGGAGUCAUCCAUGGUGAUUUUGUUUUAUUCUUAUGGUGCUGUACCUGAUCCCGCUUCGUUGGCAAAGGAGCAUUUAGCCUGGGAAAAGGAAGGAUUGACGGGCAAAGUAAGAAUAGCUUCAGAGGGUAUCAAUGGUACAUUGGCAGGCAAUCGAGACUCCAUCCAAGCUUACAUUGACUGGCUCCUCACUAUGCCGUGCAUGGAAACACAUCGAAACAAAGAUCAAAAGGACUUUUUUAAGCCUUCGCGAGGUUGUCGACAUGUGUUUGUCGACCUGUCUGUCAAACUUGUAGAAGAAAUCUGCCCCUUAGGACGGCCUGAACAAGUGACAUUAGAGCAACUUAGCCAACCAAGACACGCAAAAGCUAAACUGAGCCCAGAAUCAUUCCACGAACAGCUAAAAAGAGAAGAUGUGGUGUUGUUGGAUACGCGUAACUAUUAUGAGAGUCGAAUUGGUCAUUUUGAAGGAGCCAUUAAACCUGCCAUCCGCAAAUUUAGUCGAUUCCCCGACUAUGUGGAUAGAAACAAAGAGAGCUUGGAAGGAAAGACUAUACUUACUUAUUGUACUGGUGGUAUUCGAUGCGAAAAGGCGACUGCCUACAUGCGACAAGCACUUUCUGAUGAGACUGAUAUUAUGAUGCUAGACGGUGGAAUUCAUAACUAUCUAGAAUGGUGGGGAAAACAGUCCAAAGAAAAAAAACCACUUUGGCAAGGCAAAAACUAUGUUUUUGAUGCACGACAAGGUUUGGGUGUGCCAGUAGCAACAGCGGAAGAGGCAAAAGUUAGCCAUUGCAGCAUUUGCCAAGUGCCGUGGGAUACAUAUCUCAAGUGUGGUACUGAUGGAGUAUGUGGCUGCGAACGAAAGAGACGUCUAGAAGAAAUGUCUCUUUUGGCUCUUUAA
Molecule: messenger RNA, 948 nt
Organism: Phycomyces blakesleeanus NRRL 1555(-)
Lineage: Eukaryota; Fungi; Mucoromycota; Mucoromycetes; Mucorales; Phycomycetaceae
Exons: 3
Coding region: 1-948 (315 amino acids)
Source: RefSeq, a predicted model, not a curated record